AAGCUGUGAUUGAGGCUGCUGUGGGGGGUGCAGUUUCUCACAUUCUGUAGAGGACACACAUACACACACAGAGAAACACUCAAGAGUGUGUGUUAGGCAGACAGCUGAGGGAUUCACUCGCUCGCUGGAGUUGCGCUCACAGAAGAUGGAUCUCUUGAGGACUUGCUUGUGUUGGGUCUGUGUGCUGGUCAUUGGACUUCUGGGACUUGUGGAGGAGAACUUGGCUAAUGUUCUGGACACCAUGCUGCUGAGGAAUUCUGGGAAGGUGGAAGAACGUCGGGAGACAGGAAGUGAUGUGCCGGCUCUACCUCAGCGCUUCCUGUGGUGUUAUUGUUACCAUCACUGUCCGGAGGACUCCACUAAUAACACAUGCAGGACGGAUGGUUACUGCUUCACCAUAGUGGAGGAAGAGGGUGGAGCGGCUGUGGUGACGUCAGGCUGUCUGGGUCUGGUCGGAUCAGAGUUUCAGUGCAGAGACACGGGGAACUCUAAACAGCGGCGAGCGCUCGAGUGCUGCACAGAUCAGGACUACUGUAACAGAGACCUACAUCCAACACUGCCUCCCCUACGAACACCCAGUUACGUGGUGGGAGACAUUCAUCAUAUUGCUCUGCUCAUCUCAGUGACCGUCUGUAGCUUCAUCCUCACUUUCAUCAUCAUCUUCUGUUACUUCAGGUAUAAGCGUCACGAGUUAGUCCCGCGCUACAGCCUCGGCCUGCAUCCGGACGAGACGUUCAUUCCUCCGGGAGAAUCCCUGCGGGAUCUCAUAGAGCAGUCCCAGAGCUCCGGCUCAGGGUCAGGACUCCCCCUGCUGGUGCAGCGCACUAUAGCCAAGCAGAUCCAGAUGGUGACACAGAUCGGGAAGGGCCGUUAUGGAGAGGUGUGGAUGGGGAGAUGGAGGGGAGAGAAAGUAGCUGUGAAAGUCUUUUUCACCACAGAGGAGGCCAGCUGGUUCAGAGAGACAGAGAUAUAUCAGACUGUGCUCAUGAGACAUGAGAAUAUACUGGGGUUCAUAGCGGCCGAUAUUAAAGGCACAGGCUCAUGGACUCAGCUCUACCUCAUCACCGACUACCAUGAGAACGGCUCUCUGUACGACUAUCUCAAAUGCACCACCCUGGACAGCCGGGCCAUGCUGAGACUGGCGUACUCGUCCGUCUCCGGCCUCUGCCACCUUCACACGGAAAUCUUUGGCACGCAGGGCAAACCGGCCAUCUCUCACAGAGACCUGAAGAGCAAGAACAUCCUGGUGAAGAGGAACGGCGCCUGCUGCAUCGCUGACCUCGGCCUGGCCGUCAAGUUCAUCAGCGACACUAAUGAAGUGGACAUCCCGCUGAACACACGCGUGGGCACCAAACGCUUCAUGGCUCCUGAAGUUCUGGACGAGACUCUGAACAGGAACCAUUUUCAGUCCUACAUCAUGGCCGACAUGUACAGCUUCGGUCUCAUUCUGUGGGAGAUCGGCCGCCGGUGUGUGUCUGGAGGUAUCGUAGAGGACUAUCAGCUGCCGUAUCAUGAUCACGUUCCUAAUGACCCGUCAUAUGAAGACAUGCGAGAGGUGGUCUGUAUUAAGAGAAUACGGCCGUCUUUCCCCAACCGCUGGAGCAGUGAUGAGUGUUUGAGGCAGUUGGGGAAGCUCAUGACGGAGUGCUGGGCUCAUAAUCCGGCCUCUCGUCUCACCGCCCUGCGGGUUAAAAAGACACUGGCCAAGAUGUCAGAGUCCCAGGACAUUAAAGUCUGAUGAAAGACCAACAGCACUGACACUAACUGCCUGACGUGGGUUCAAACGGAGACGAACCUCCCAGAGAUCUCGUGUGGUCAGAGCUGAUGGUGGCACGUCUUCACUGUAUGAGGACCAGUGGGACGAAGCAGGACCUCAGCGAGCGAGAUAACAUGCCUGCCGUCCACGACUCGUAUGUCUUUUCACAGUCUGUUCAGCUCAUGCAUGACAAUGGUUUUGGAUCAUAUCAGAUUUGUGUUGUCAGUCACUCAACAACUUGCAACAAGUGUGAUGGUUGAAGUCAUGAUAGCUGCGGUUUCCCACAUUCUCUGGUGGGCUGUGCCUUAUUUAUUGUGUAAAUAGAUGAAAAUGAAUGGCGCAUCAAUGUACUUGAAUAAAUGUUCUAA
This is a messenger RNA of Sinocyclocheilus anshuiensis, 2124 nucleotides long. RefSeq names its product bone morphogenetic protein receptor type-1B-like. Bases 146 to 1738 code for a protein of 530 amino acids. Lineage: Eukaryota; Metazoa; Chordata; Actinopteri; Cypriniformes; Cyprinidae. Gene Ontology annotation, cellular component: plasma membrane; signaling receptor complex. The record is from RefSeq and is a predicted model, not a curated record. The transcript has 11 exons. Gene Ontology annotation, biological process: cellular response to growth factor stimulus; cell surface receptor protein serine/threonine kinase signaling pathway; protein phosphorylation. Gene Ontology annotation, molecular function: transmembrane receptor protein serine/threonine kinase activity; ATP binding.